Messenger RNA from Cryphonectria parasitica EP155, 2100 nucleotides. RefSeq lists its product as uncharacterized. Lineage: Eukaryota; Fungi; Ascomycota; Sordariomycetes; Diaporthales; Cryphonectriaceae. The coding region runs from base 1 to 2100 and encodes 699 amino acids. The transcript has 6 exons. Gene Ontology annotation, cellular component: mRNA cleavage and polyadenylation specificity factor complex. The record is from RefSeq and is a predicted model, not a curated record.
AUGGCGGCCGGCGAUGUGCAGUCUGUGAGCGAGCAGCUCAAGCAGCUGAACGAGGCUAAGAAGGCCGUCCUCAGCGACCCGCAGGCAUAUUACUCGCAGAUCAUGGUGGGCAUCCUGCCGCUGGCCAGCCCAAACACCAACGUCGAGCUACGCAGAUGGGCCACCAACUUCAUCGCCGAAGCCUUUGCGACACCUGCCCUUCCCGGCCGCGAUAAGGAAGGCAUGAGCCUGCAAGUCGUGGGUCACCUGCGCGCCCUGCUGGAGAACCCCAAGGAGGACCCAUAUUCUUUUCUAAUUUCUUUUUCAAAUUCUAGAAUACACAAUUCUUACGAACGAGGACCAUGGGACGAGUUGAUGGCCAUCAAGCAGAGAAUACUACGGAUAUGGGACGAUGCUGCUUCUGUCUUGAAGGCCUGCUGUACAAAGUUUGCCCAGCGUGUGGUUCUCGCACAGACGACAGCUGUAAAUAUGGACAAGCAGCGCAAUGGCUUGGAGAUCUCGUUGGGAAUGGUCCCGGCAGACCACCCUUUUCUUGACAUUAGACAACUUGAAGCGGAGGCUACCGGCCUCCUCGACAGGAUGCUCAGUGUGCUUCAGGAUAACAGCAGCGAUGCUAUUGUAGUAGAUGGAACAUUGAAUUGUCUGUCUAUCCUCAUCCGCUCCAGGCCAUCCACGUCCACCCGUGUACUCAAUGCUGUCUUGGGCUUCAAUCCGCUCAAGCUGGCAAAUUCGCCAAUGACUCCCCGAACGCGUGUGCUUGUCAAAGAUCCGCAGAACCCAUGGGCACCUCGGAUGCAUGCUCACGUGGAGCGCCUCAUGCGCUCACGGGCUGAGAUCCUCGAAGGGGCCGGUAGCAAGCGGCACUUGGCUGAGCAACAAUUGUACGGCGACGCCAAGCGGCAGAAGAUGACGGAGCCUGUCCAGGCACAGAUAGUCACACCGGCACAUCCACCCAACAGUCUGGCCGCCCUCUUCGCCCUGCCUGGUACCCCGUCCCUACAAGCCAUCGAUGCAGCGAAGGUACCGGCGGCUAUAGCGGCCAAGAUUGUUGUGGCAACACUUUCGAGAAUAGAUCAUCAGGCACUCGACAGGGCUGUCAAGGUCGUGAGCGAGCGUCUCGCGGUCAAGGCUACUGCACAGGCUCCAGUAUUAAAUCCAGAUACUGCGCCUCUGGAUGUUGAGGAUGAUGAUGACUAUGAACCAGAUUACAUGAUGGCCGAAGAUACGGAACAGAUUCUGAACAAGUUGGACGGCACGCCGCGAGCCGAGCAGCAGCAGCAGGUGGAUGCUGCAUCAUUAGCCUUGGGCCCAUUCAAACUGCCACCGCCACCGAUACUUACCCCUGAGGCUGCAGCAUCAGCCGGCCAGGUGACGGUAGCUCGGGUCCUCGAAAUGGUCAAAGGGCUGGAAGACCCGCCUGCGAAGAAGACCAGGGCAGGCAUCAACCGGCUUGCAGCGAACUCGUAUGACAGGGAGUCGAUGCUGACGUUCAUCGUCCGCCUUGGCACACGCUCAGGCGCUGGCCUUGAAGGGACUGACAUUAAAGCGGAGGACAGCAAUGCUAUAGUGCCUCGCAACGCACUGAACGGUAACGCCAUCCGUGAACGGUUGUAUGCUUACGUGCUGGAGGACUUUCGCAAGCGCAUCGACGUUGCGGUCGCAUGGCUCUGCGAGGAGUGGUACAAUGAUAAUCUGGCAAGACAGCAGAGGUCGGACGCGCCGCUGCACUACGUCAAAUGGGCCAGCAAACUCGUCGAGGGCUUCUUCCCCUAUCUGAAUCCCUCGGACAAGGUGCUCAUGCGGUUCCUGGGCGAGAUACCGGAGCUCAACACGGCAAUCCUAACCAAGGUGACACACCUGUGCGCGGAUCCGGCGAUGGUUCAACUGGCGCUUACGACUUUGCUUUACCUCGUCAUGAUGAAGCCGCCGGUGAGGGAUAUGGCGUUGAACACGGUUCAGGACAUCUGGAUUGAGUAUGAGGAUGCCCGCCCCAUGGCGGCAAAAUAUCUCACGAAGUGGCGUCCGGGCUUCCUCGAGUCGCAGACUGCAGGCGGGGAGGGCAACGAUACGGCUGCUCUUCCACCAGCUGUUGCCACCUGA